AUGAAUAAAAAUCUGCUGAAGCCAGUGGUUCGGACACUUCGCGAAAGCGAUACCGCCGGCACUUUAUACGAAAACACGAUCACCAACGACAUACCGGUAGACGGAGCACCACUUGUACAUCUGACGUCGAAAAAAUUUCGAUCCGAAACUCGGGAAAACACAGAACAAGAAGACAGUAACGAUAUGGCGGCCGGACGAGGGAGGGGUGGCGGCGGUAAAGACAGAAACGGACAGCUCAUUCGGCAGCACUCGAGCCUCGACGUCGGCGGCAGCGACGAAGAUCUGUGUUCUUCGGUGAACGAAAACACGCACGAUUACUAUUGGUGCAUACUGCUUACAAUCGGGCGGCCACGGUUGCCAACUUCGACGGGACGUGCACGAUUAGUGGUUACGUAUUUCAAUAAUAUUGUUUGUCGUCCGAGAGCUUUUACGGGACUGAUGACGGUGACGAUGAGGUAUGCAGCCGUUCGGGGCCACAAGCGAAUUGUUAGCUAGCGGCUACUAUGAGGUUAUAGUGGGAUGACCGCGAUUACAAUACGGUCUUUGCAGCGCGGACGUCUACGCCAUUGUCGUCUGUCCGAGUGGUCCACGGUCUUGGCCGAUUUGCUGUUGUCGCCGCCGGGAGCCAUUGCGUUUGUAUUAUAUUUGUUCAACUACGGCUGUUACCCGAACCAAAUCGCCAACAGCGGCGAUGCGUUUUAAUGUCGACCGAACAAGAGCCGAUUUCCCGACGGCGAUUUUGCGUAUCGCGGCUCGUCAUCGUCGCUGUCCUCAAGAAAACUAG
This is a messenger RNA of Cinara cedri, 784 nucleotides long. Lineage: Eukaryota; Metazoa; Arthropoda; Insecta; Hemiptera; Aphididae. The record is from the annotation of a GenBank genome assembly.